Messenger RNA from Paramecium octaurelia, 180 nucleotides. NCBI's taxonomy places the organism in Eukaryota, Ciliophora, Oligohymenophorea, Peniculida, Parameciidae. The record is from the annotation of a GenBank genome assembly.
AUGCAGAUGGAUACACAUUGGUUUAUUUUCUACAAUGUUAGCUGCAAGUUGAUGAUUGACAUGAUAACUCAUAUGAAAAAAGAGUAUGAACAUUAUAAAAACUAAAACACUAACAUGUAAUUAAUACAAUUCAAAAAACUAUAAUAAUUGUUUACAGAGAUUUAUUUUUAAUGGUCCUGA